AAGGGAAAAAAAGAGGGCCCCUGAACCAGGAAGUGGAACAGGCUGGGCCCUGACACAGAGGUGGAGCUGAUGCUGCAGCAGAGCGAGCAGCCUGCAGCACAGGGGGCCUGAUGCUCAGCGCCAGGGCAGAGGCGACGGGGAGCCACAGGGCUGGUGAGAUGGAAGUUCCCCCAGCAAGCUGGCUGAAGAGAUUUGACAAGCCGUCCCGUCUCCUCCUCCAUGCGCUGAGGUCCUGCGACGAGCCGGGCCGGGCGUUCCACUGGCAGCUCUUCACAGAGACCUUGUGUGCGGAGGAGCCCGUGCUGCGGGGGCCCAAGAGGACUCUCACUUUGAAGCCGAUCCUGCUGCUGCUUCCUGUGCUGUGCCGGAGAAACCUCUUCUCCCUGCUGCACAUGGAGCAUGGCCGCGUGCCGAAGGACUGCCUCAGCCGGCUGCUGCAGGCCACCGGGAAAGAUCCCAACCCAGACCUGUGGGUACAGGCACUGGGGAAGCUGCUUCAGAGGGGACUGAGCGAAGAGAGGAGCCAUUUGACCCCCGUGCCACUGACAGACACGUGCCGGCAGCAGCUGAGAAGUCUGUGCCAGAAGAUCGUGAGUGGCCCUCAAAGCAAACUGGACUUGGAAAGGAAAUGGGGCUGGUUCACCCCGGAGCAUCCAGACCCCGAACUCUGGCCUGCUGGGGAUGCAGCCGGCUCUGCAGCUCAGCUUGGGAAACGCAAGCAAGCUGCUGAGGAGAGUCUGGACCCCGGAGGGGAGAGGCAGAGGAAAAGGUCCCGGCUGGAAGAGGACGGGUCGGACCUGGAACUUCUGGCAGGAUGCGUCUUUGGGAAAGGCGCUGGUGCUAAGGAGGAUGGAAUUGCUCUGGAGGAGUCUGGACAUGAGUCCGUUCAGAGCCCAGUCCGGGGGGCGAAUGAAAACGCCCAACGGGACGCAGUCGUGGAGAUGAGAGAGGCCAGUCAGGGUUCCCAGCAGGACACCUCAGCAAAAGUCCCUGAUUGUCUGCAGAUGCAAAUACCUAGACUUAAGAUGCUACUAGAGAUGGAGUCAGAUCAAACAGAUGGCACCGCCCCUCCCGAACUGCAGGUCCUGAACGAAUGCACCCCUGGCCAGCUGGAGGGACUGUGCUCCUUGCUCCAGUUCUCGGAGAGCCCGGAACGCGCCCUUGUGCAUUUCUGCACCUGGCUGCUGGCUCUCACGCCCGAGCUCAGCCACUCCAACGCAGCGGUGCUGACGGAGCAGCUCUUCCUCCAGCGGGUUCUCGCGCUGACCCAGCCGGCCUCCCGCCAUCUCGUGGCUGCGCUGACCUCAUUCUGCUCCAAGUACGCUCGGCCAGUCUGCUCUGCCUUGAUCGUGCCAGCCCUGUGGGCCCCGGGAGCAGGCCCCGCGCGGACCCAGCUGGUGUGCGAGCUGAUCGAGGACUGCCUGGAGCCAGAGUAUGUGAGGCUGCUACUCAGCCAGGUCCUGGAGAUGCCUUGGUCAGGGGAGCUCCUCACUGUUGUGCAGACGUUACUGGGAAAGCAGGUGGAGCUGCCCCCUGAGCUCUUUAACCUCCUGGUCCUGAAACUGUGCCGGCUGGCCCAGGAGUUGGCGCAGUCGAUGAAUUACGCCAAGGUGAUGAUGGCUGUGCUGACAAUCUACAGCGGCAAUAUUACGCCGGCCCACCGGAGCCAUAUAUCUGGCGCGCUGGAUCUCAACCACACUGCGCUCCGGAAAUCUCUGCAGGCUGCCCUGGAGAAAGUGGCUCCCAGGUGAAAAAAUGAAGUUGCCCACGCACACGUGCCGGCCGUCCUAAUGGAACAGAGCAGUAAAAUGACCUGGAGCCACCGAGGAUCUGGCAGGGUGGAAGAGGGCCCUUUUACCACUAGUGACUGUGAUGAGCGCUCUCUAACACAGGAAGAGGGCGGCUUUCAGAGCUGUAGUUACAGGCAGCAUAAUGGAGCUGUGAGAGUAAUGCCAGACUGGUGCCCCACAGCAUACGUCUGAAACGAAAACAUUUGUUGAGCGACUUCAAGAGGCAACCUGGCUCCCCCUUCAUCUAAAAGAUUCUGUGUAUGGAAAAUCCCAUAACUAAGGCAGAACUAAAAUUCUAGGGGAACUCCCGGCGUAACUCCCCUUAUUAACACCCCAUCUGUCCAAGGCACCUGUGUUCCUACUUGGGCUGUUUUCUUGCAUAAAAACUCUUCACGCACGAUGGCGCUCUCUGUAUAUUUGGAUCUCCUAAAGCAGAGGGUUUCUUGGCUAAGCUAGCUGAUGCUAGAGCAAACCAGCUCUCUGUAAAAACUAGUUUGGAUGAAAUAACUUCCUCUCCCUCCAGACCUUGACCUUCCUGGAGGUUCAGACUCCUCCGCCUUUUUACUUUCCCUUCGUGCAAGUGCCAAAAUAGCUGAUGAGGCUAGACUAUGAGCAGGCAGCACUAAAAACCUCUUCUCAUGAAACUUCCAGCCCAGUUGGGAAAGCAGAUGGCAUCGCUGAGGUGUUGAUUAAAACCAAACUGAGUGAACUGGAGAUGUUAUUGGGUAAGAGCAGUUUAUAAAGUGAGCCCUUUAUAAGUGAACUCCUUGCUCCAAAGGAAUGAAAUGUUUACAGGGGACCUGCCCAUGGGUUUCUGCAGUAAGCAUUCCCCCAACCCCUGCAGAAGAGAGCUUCAGCCUCUGUUAUCUCAGGAAAGGAGACAGUUUGCCUCUGGGUGUCUUCAACACUCAGUCUUGUCCUUUGGGCUCACUCACUUUGUGUUCAUUGAAGGGAUGUUAAAUUGCAAGUCA
Pelodiscus sinensis (Chinese soft-shelled turtle) is the source of this 2761-nucleotide messenger RNA. RefSeq names its product FA complementation group E (gene FANCE). Lineage: Eukaryota; Metazoa; Chordata; Testudines; Trionychidae. Gene Ontology annotation, cellular component: Fanconi anaemia nuclear complex. The record is from RefSeq and is a predicted model, not a curated record. Gene Ontology annotation, biological process: interstrand cross-link repair.